GGGCGGGUAGGGGCUGCAGCAGAUUUGUGAACGGCGCGGCUGCAUCAUCAUGGUCCGCUUCUCGCCGCUCGAGACCCGAGUUGUUUCAUUGAUAAACAUUCCGGUUGCUGCAUUUCUGUCACGGAGCGCGUGGAGGAGGACCGGAGCAUCUCCGGAGCAGCAGGAGAGGGAGCAUCGGCUGCAGUGAUGAUGCGCAUCAGCAGCACCCGGUGCCAGUGGAGAAGCUGUUGAUUCACCACCCGGACCCCAUCCACUCCCCCUCACUCUCUCUCUCUGGACGCUUAAGAGAAUCACCUGAGGGGGAGUUGGGCAGCUUCUGAAACCCCCCCACAACCCCCUCCCCUGGGGGAUGGGAGGCGCUCUGCCACUGGAACAUCUCUGGAUCUGCUCGGACGCAUCCGUGAGGCGCGCGGACGCACGGAUGGAGGAUUCUGGAUGCUUAAUGAAAUCACGGAGAUCUGCGAGCCUGCAGCCACCGGUGUGUGAUGCGAACUGAGUCGUGGGUGGCGUAGUCCCCCUUUCUCCUCUCCUCUCCUUUCCUCCCCCCUCCCCCCAUACCCCCACCUCUCCCCUUACCACGAACACUCCCUCUAACCGGGACGCACAGCCUUGUUUCACUCCAUCGGGGUAAGCAUGUCCCGGGCAGCGGCUAUCGCCAGCUCCCUCAUCCGCCAGAAGCGGCAGGCAAGGGAGCGGGAGAAGGCAAACGCCUGCCGCGGCAGCAGCAGCCCGAGCAACAGCAAAGGAGCCAACGAGAAGCCGAGCAAGCUGAAUGUGUUCUCGCGGGUGAAGCUGUUUGGGUCGAGGAAGAAACGGAAGAGGAGGCGACCACCAGAGCCCCAGUUAAAGGGCAUUGUGACCAGACUUUCCAGUCGCCAGGGCUUCCAGCUGCAGAUGCAGCCUGACGGCACCAUUGAUGGAACCAAGGAUGAAGACAGCACCUAUGCCGUGUUCAACCUGAUCCCCGUUGGGCUUCGUGUGGUGGCCAUCCAGGGCGUCCAGACCAAACUCUACCUAGCGAUGAACAACGAAGGCUUCGUCUACACCUCUGAACACUUCACCCCGGAGUGUAAGUUUAAGGAGUCGGUGUUUGAGAACUACUACGUCACCUACUCCUCCAUGAUGUACCGGCAGCAGAACUCAGGCCGGGCUUGGUACCUGGGACUCAACAAGGACGGGGCAAUCAUGAAGGGGAACCACGUCAAGAAGAACAAGGCUGCUGCACACUUCAUACCCAAACCACUCAAAGUGGCCAUGUACAGGGAGCCAUCCCUCCAUGACCUGACGGAGCUCUCACGUUCAAGCAGCGGCACACCAACCAAGAGCCGCAGCGCUUCAAACCUUCUCAACGGUGGCAGGAAGACGCCCAGCAACGAUGACUUAUCCUAGCCUCUCUACCCCUCACACACACAAUUACACAUCAACAGAAACACACACACACACACAAACACAUGCAAACACACAGAUCUCAGGCCUAUAUUCCCAUGCAUCACACUUGUGAGGGGUGGAACAAGGUGAGGAAACAAAAGGAAGACAGGAAUGUGUUCUUCCACUCCACAAAGCCCACUGUGACUGACUGUGAUGUAAAUAAAUCAAGGACAAUCAAUUAGUUUUAUUUUUUUUUGGCUCUGCUUUCCUGGUGAGCAGAGGGACUGGACCAGGGACUCUUCCCUCCAUGAACUCUUCCUGCUAACCAGAUACUACCAGGGAGAGAAAUACAUGAAGAAGGGACAGAGACAGCUGGUCAGUCAGUCACACAGUGAGAUCAACAGACUGUUACAGAGAACCAAAGAGUCAAGGUGUUAACUUACAAGUUACCGCUUUGAAAAGGCCAGAGGUCAGGAAGUUACAGGGAGCUACAGCCUGGAGGAAUCUUUAUUCUACAGUAUGUUUACACAGAGCUCAUGGGGUUAAGUCAUAUUUUCAAAAACAACAGAAAUAUUCCUCGUACAUGCGAGGAUUUACCAUUCGUUUGCAUGCAGGUGCGCCUGAGUGUGUGUGUGUGUGUGUGUGUGUGUGUGUGUGUGUGUGUGUGUGUGUGCAAGAGUGCUUGCUGUGUUUGCAAUAGGUGUGUGUGUGCGCGCGCACAUGCAUGUGUCUUGGGGAGGGGGGGGGAUUUUGCCUUUUUCAGAUUCGUUGUAUAUCCGACAAACAUCCCGAGGGCUUUAGCAGGUUACAUAUGAAGUUUACUGUAUAUGCUUCCAUGCUUACUUCUUACAGCACUGCUGUUGUUUGCCUUUGCCUUUCUGUUCGUAGCUGUCGUCCCUUGCUGUUUGUUUAUUUGUUUGUUUGUUUGUUGUUGCAUGGAAGCUUGUGGACCUCUGCUCAGUAGCAGCAUGCUGACGGUCUUUCCCCCCUCCACCCUCUGGACCUUGGUGAUACUGACCACAAAAUCACUAGUGAGCCAACAGUGUGAUACCAGAACACUAGUGAACCAUUGUGAGGGUGUUAGGACACUACUGGACCAAUAGUAUUGCACCAGAACAUGUGGUGUUGGACCAGAUUGUUGGGUAACCAAUGGGAGCACAGAUUAACUUAAUAUUUUGGGUCCUGCAGUGGACAAACUAAAAAUGCACUAAAUAAACUCUUUGUAAAGAAGUGAA
Nothobranchius furzeri (turquoise killifish) is the source of this 2603-nucleotide messenger RNA. RefSeq names its product fibroblast growth factor 13b (gene fgf13b). Gene Ontology annotation, molecular function: growth factor activity; sodium channel regulator activity. The record is from RefSeq and is a predicted model, not a curated record. Gene Ontology annotation, cellular component: nucleus; cytoplasm. Gene Ontology annotation, biological process: regulation of voltage-gated sodium channel activity. Lineage: Eukaryota; Metazoa; Chordata; Actinopteri; Cyprinodontiformes; Nothobranchiidae.